Molecule: messenger RNA, 3022 nt
Organism: Eublepharis macularius
Lineage: Eukaryota; Metazoa; Chordata; Lepidosauria; Squamata; Eublepharidae
Gene: CUEDC1
Product: CUE domain containing 1
Exons: 12
Coding region: 690-1817 (375 amino acids)
Molecular function (GO): ubiquitin binding
Source: RefSeq, a predicted model, not a curated record
GCCUCUGGACCAACCGACGCGGGGAGCGAGCGAGCGAGCGAGCGCGGCCGCCGCCACUGCCAUUUUCCUUUUCCCUCAGCAGCCGGGCUUCGCCGCCGCCGCCGCCUGGCGUGUGCCGAGAGGGGAAGCGCGGAGGGCGGCGGACCCCUCGCCCAGCCAGGGCGGCCGCCACGGCAGGCUCCCCGCGCGCCCGGCCGCCCCUCGCCUCCCUCCUCCAGCCGCCGGACGCCCGCCAGCGCCAGCGCCGGUUGCUGCUGUUUCUCUCCAGCAGUCUGAUGAAAGGAUUUCAUUCUCUUAGUAAAGAAAAGUUUUCUUGGAAUUGCUGGAGAACGGGAUGACAACACAGGACUGCGACCUAUCUCAUUAAACAUGCUUCUAAGACUUUGGAUGCUGCAGUGUUUCUAGAGGCCUUGCGUUGGACAGCUCCUGUGGCGGAGUCGCCCUGGGUGGAAACGCUUCAGGAUUAUUGUGCCCACUCAUCUUGGCAUCGUCAAUGUUUCGCCCUUGUUUUGUGGAUUAUCGGCUGGCAGCGUUAGAAGAUGGCUACGUAGUUUCUUGACAGCAGACCUGGAAGGCAGUUCGUGCCUCUUCCCAUCUCCCUCCUUGGCCUGGGAUUUAUUCAUUUCAUUUUUCCUACCUCAAAAGCUGAUUUGAAAAGGUUAAACAUUUUCCAAAAGCAGUUAUCAAAAAUGACAAGUCUGUUCCGACGGAGCAGCAGCAAUGGCAGCUCAAGGAACGGCUCUUCUGCCCAGGAACUCAACAACAGCCGCCCUGCCAGGCAGGUGCGGCGGCUGGAGUUUAACCAGGCAAUGGAGGAUUUCAAGACGAUGUUCCCCAAUAUGGAUUACGACAUCAUUGAAUGUGUUUUGAGGGCUAACAAUGGAGCUGUGGAUGCCACAAUCGAUCAGUUGUUACAGAUGAACUUAGAUGGCAGCAGUUAUGACGACAGCUCGGAUUCAGACGACAGUAUUCCUCCAGAGAUCCUGGAACGGACUCUGGAACCAGAUAGUUCUGAUGAAGAGCCACCCCCCGUUUACUCACCCCCUUCCUACGACAUGCACGUGUUUGACAGACAGUAUCCACAAGCUCCCCCAACCCCGCCUCCCAGGACUGAUGUCCAGAAUUCCAGUGGCCCUCAGGCACAACAGCGGUACAGGAACUGGAAUCCCCCGUUGCUAGGCAACCUUCCCGAUGACUUCCUCCGCAUCUUGCCCCAGCAAUUGGACAGGGUACAGAGUUCACAAAGCUGCCACCAGACUGCACCAAGCCAGGAAAGUCGGGGACCUCAAGGUUCAUUGGACCAAGAGAGGAAGUGGAAACAGUACCUAGAAGACGAGCGGAUCGCCCUCUUUCUGCAGAACGAAGAGUUCAUGAAGGAGCUGCAGAGGAAUCGAGACUUCCUCCUUGCUCUAGAGAGAGAUCGCUUGAAAUACGAGUCAAAGAAAUCCAAGAUGAGCAAUGUAGUCCUCAGUCAUGAUGUCAGCUUCUCUCCUGCAGUAGCAGAUGACAUCACUCGCUCCUUAAGUGGCGUGGCCAGCAGUGCCAUCUCCGAAGAUGCCUUAUUCAGGGACAAAUUAAAACACAUGGGAAAAUCUACACGCAAAAAGCUUUUUGAACUUGCCAGGGCUUUCUCAGAGAAGACCAAGAUGAGGAAGUCAAAAAGAAAACAGUUGCUGAAACAUCAGGUGAUGGGGACUGCGGCCUCGACAGCUAACCUUCUUGAUGACGUUGAAGGACAUUCAUGCGAUGAAGAUGCCCAGGGAAGAAGGCGACAGUUAGAUGUGGAACAAGAAGCAUCCAGAGAAGCACUGGCCUGAACCGGGUCUUUGAUCAGCAAAUUGGAAAAGAAAUGAAUAAAAGACAAGAAGGUGAGAGCUGGAAGUUGGUCAAGAAGGAAGAUGAUUUUCUGGCUGGUAUUUCAUCCCUGCUCUGGAGUUAUUGGACUCCAUUCAAUGUACAAGCAUUAAAGCGUCAGGCACAAUGUUUUCUUACUGGAAGAGUUAGAAAACACUUCUGUUCCCCACCCCGUUCCUUAUCUAAGGAGUCCAGCCAACAAAGAGUGAUUAAACUAACAGCUGAUCUGAAUUUUUUAAUGGAAAUCUUUGCUGCUGGAGAAUGGAUUUUGAGUUUGUGAAGUUGGAUGGGUCAAACCUCUGUAUUUCUUUGUUGCGCGAUGCUGUUCAGAUGUUUGAAUGAAAAAGCGAUACACCUUUGGUGGGUGGUUUUCGGGCUAGCCUUUGGAAAAACAUCUCUCUUUUACGGAUGUGUGGUGACUUCCAUCCAGGUAUAGGGUGGCCUCAAAAUUUUGCCUAAUUGUUUUGUUAUCAUUCUUGCUGCUAAUAGAGGUAAGCCCAAAUCAAGAUCUGGUUGUUGCAAUCAGAAUAAUGAAAAUGCGUUUCUGCUCAUCCCACUCUGCAACGAGAAAACACACCACAAUGGCUCAAUCUUUGGCUUCAGUCCUUGGGUUUUAAAAAACAAACUUUAAAGAAUUAUCCACAUGACUAAAAAUACAUUAUUCCUAUUGUUCACGGGUGACCCAUCUUCUAAUUUUGUAUUUCUGUAUCGUUAAUGUAAGAGGAGGUUACAUUCUAUUAUGUCCCUGUGAGCGCCCGCUCCGGCCCCCGCGCCGCUCCCGCCUUCCGCCGUCGCGGUCCAGUAGAGGGCGGCUCCCUCGGCCUCAGAUAUGGGUGAGAGGUGGGGGUUUAAGGCACCCGGCUUCCACCGUCUCUCCCUGCUGAGCUCUGGCUUGUGCGUUCGCCCUCUCUCUCGGCUCUUUCCCAGUCGCUCCAGCCACCUCCUCCCCGGUGUCCUUGGGAGCUGCCCUCUUAUAGCUUCCUCCCCACCACCUCCACCAAUCCUGCCAUCCCCCACCCUUCCGUGUCCCAACUAGCAGCCCUGGUUUGCCUCCUCCCCUGUCUUCCUUCCCCUGGGGCCAAUCCCGCUGGGUUUCCCUGCCCCCGGACUCCCUCCCCCGCUCCGGCCCUCCCCGGGCCGGCUCAGGUGUGGCUGGUUGUGCCUGCCG